AUGCCUCCAGUCUCUUAUAUUAAUCGACGUAACACUAUUAGUGAGGCACUUAAAGAAUUAAAUAAUUACCCUUCUAACUCUAAACGGCCAAGUAUCAAUAGUGUUGCUAAAAGUUUUGGAAUCCCGGAAGCUACUCUUAGACGUGCCGUAAAAAAUGGCAACCCUCCUAACCGUACAGGCCCACCAACUAUACUUACCAAGCAUGAGGAGGAUCAACUUGCAGGCUAUUGUAUUAACGUCCAGAAGCUUGGGUUUGGCCUAACAAGAUCUGGCGUUAAUCAUUGUGUGAUGGAAAUCUUAAGAUUAAGCAAGCGACCACACCCUUUUAAUAAUAAUGGACCGGGUCAUGAUUGGUGGGUGCGUUUCAUGAGAGAUCACCCUGAGCUAUCGUUUCGCACUCCCCAAGAGUUAUCAGAAGCACGAGCACAAAAGGCCAAUGCAACAAUUGAAGAACAUAUUACACUUAAAAAUGAAAAUGAUUUGUUAAGAUCUCAGGUUAAGAAACUAAGUGAGGAACUGGAAACUUAUAAGAACCCUGGGACAUGUGCAUUAUGUUUAGCACUCAAGUAUCCAGUUUCUCAAGCUCAAAAUUCUCAA
Molecule: messenger RNA, 597 nt
Organism: Racocetra fulgida
Lineage: Eukaryota; Fungi; Glomeromycota; Glomeromycetes; Diversisporales; Gigasporaceae
Source: the annotation of a GenBank genome assembly